Messenger RNA from Acanthoscelides obtectus, 249 nucleotides. The record is from the annotation of a GenBank genome assembly. NCBI's taxonomy places the organism in Eukaryota, Metazoa, Arthropoda, Insecta, Coleoptera, Chrysomelidae.
AUGACAUCAAGAAUAACAACAUGUCAUAUAGAAAUGCGGCAAACAAAUACGGUGUACCUAAAUCAACGCUCGAAUUUAAAAUAAAAAAUCCUGGUCAUAAAGAUACAUGCGGUCCAAAUCCAAUCCUGCCAGCAAGAUAAGAGUCCGAUCUUGUGAGGUGGAUAGAAGGGCUGGCAACAAAAGGAUUCCCUAGGAAACGAGACGACAUUUUAAAUAGCGUUCACAAAUUUUUGACUGAAAAUCCACGGC